Molecule: messenger RNA, 780 nt
Organism: Closterium sp. Yama58-4
Lineage: Eukaryota; Viridiplantae; Streptophyta; Zygnematophyceae; Desmidiales; Closteriaceae
Source: the annotation of a GenBank genome assembly
AUGAUGAGGUAUUGGUGUGCCAUGAUGAGGUAUUGGUGUGCCAUGAUGAGGUAUUGGUGUGCCAUGAUGAGGUAUUGGUGUGCCAUGAUGAGGUAUUGGUGUGCCAUGAUGCAAUCCCAUAAGUCGAGUAUGGUGAUUCUCGUGAUCAUCCGCAGCAACAGCAUCGAGGGCCUGAGUGUACCGUCGUUUGAAAUCGAGUGUAUCGGCUACACUGUCUCUGUGGGGUACUGCCUCUUUAAGAAGGUCCCCUUUACUGCGUAUGGCGAGCUCUUCUUCCUCCUCCUGCAGUCGCUCAUCCUCAUGUUCCUAAUAUACUCGCAUCUCCCCAACCAGGCAUCGACCACGUGGAUCAAAGUAGGCAUCUACUCUGCCAUGGUACCAGUGCUCUUCUCAGGGGCCAUGAGCGCACACCUGUACGAGACCAUCUAUAAUGCUCAAACGGCUCUCUUCACCAUAGGACGCAUCCCUCAGAUGUGGAGCAACUAUGUGAGCAAGAGCACGGGGCAGCUGAGUGUGUUCACCAUCUUCCUCACCUUUGCUGGCUGCAUUGCCCGUCUGUUCACGUCGAUCCAAGAAAAGGCCCCUCUCAGCAUGGCCAUCGGGAGCAUUUUGGGCGUGCUAUCACACGGCACCAUCUUUGCACAAAUAGUGUACUACACCUACAUUCGCAAAGGAAAAGCAAGUGCGACCGCUGCCACCAAGGGGAGCACCGGCAAGAAAACUGAGAAAAUCAAGGGCACGGAGAGUAAGGUUAAGGCUGGAAAAGACAAAAGCUCAUGA